Messenger RNA from Alternaria rosae, 1692 nucleotides. RefSeq lists its product as uncharacterized. The coding region runs from base 205 to 1464 and encodes 419 amino acids. NCBI's taxonomy places the organism in Eukaryota, Fungi, Ascomycota, Dothideomycetes, Pleosporales, Pleosporaceae. The record is from RefSeq and is a predicted model, not a curated record. Gene Ontology annotation, biological process: protein refolding. Gene Ontology annotation, molecular function: Hsp70 protein binding. Gene Ontology annotation, cellular component: cytoplasm. The transcript has 3 exons.
CAUUCGCAACAUCCACAUUCCAAACCUCCCUUCCGCUUUCACUCUCCCUAUUUUUUCUUUUCGAGGUCGUUCGUACCUGUGUUUCACACGCGAACCUCAUGUAGAAGUUUGCUCCUACAUUUAUCUCGGAUACUUUUAUUCCGUCCACUCACUUCCGCAACUUCGCAACUCCGACAUUGCUGUUGGCGCAACUCACAGGACAAAAUGCUCCCACGGUUAGCGCUGUUCUUUUUGGUCGCCUUCCUGGCGCUGAUCGUUGUUGGUGCAGAGGACUACUACAAGCUACUUGGCCUGAAGAAAGAUGCCUCGGAGCGCGAGAUCAAGAAAGCCUAUCGAACCCUCAGCAAGAAGUACCACCCAGACAAGAACCCUGGCGACGAUGAGGCAAGUGGGAAGUUUGUCGAGAUAGCUGAAGCCUACGAGGUCCUCAGCAAGAAAGAGACACGUAAGAUCUACGAUCAGUACGGCCACGAUGGCAUCAAGCAGCAUAAGGAAGGCGGUGGUCCACGCCAGCACGAUCCCUUCGACCUCUUCUCACGCUUCUUCGGCGGCUCAGGACACUUUGGACACCAGGGCGGAGAACGACGAGGACCGAACAUGGAAGUACGGGUCGCACUGCCCCUGCGCGACUUCUACAACGGCCGAAAGACGGAGUUUACAAUCGAGAAGCAAGCGAUUUGCUCGGCCUGCGAGGGUUCAGGCUCGGAAGAUGGACACGUGGAGACUUGCGGUACAUGCGGUGGACGCGGAAUCAGGAUACAACGACAACAACUCGCCCCCGGCCUGUUCCAGCAAGUGCAGGUACAUUGCGACCAAUGUCACGGCAAAGGAAAGACGAUCAAGAAGCCCUGCCCCGUCUGCCACGGUAGUAGAGUUAUCCGCGAAGCCGAAUCACACGAUCUCGAGAUUGAGAAGGGCAUGCCAAAGGGCGUACGCAUCACCUACGAGAACGAAGCAGACGAAAGCCCCGAUUACGUCGCUGGCGACCUCAUUGUACACCUUGUCGAGGCCGAACCUGCUAUGGGAGAACAGAACCACGAGCGCACAGAUGGAACCUUCUUCAGGAGACGGGGCAAAGAUCUCUUCUGGCGCGAAGUUCUUUCUCUCCGCGAGGCAUGGAUGGGCGGGUGGACACGCAACAUCACCCACCUGGACGGCCACAUUGUUCAGCUCUCCCGCAAACGUGGCGAAGUCGUUCAGCCUAACCUCGUUGAAAUCGUCAAAGAAGAGGGUAUGCCAGUAUGGGCCCAGCACCUCGAAACUCACGAGGGUCUACAAUACGGUGACCUGCAUGUCGAGUACGUAGUCGUACUCCCUGACCAAAUGGAGAAGAGCAUGGAGAAGGAGUUCUGGAGCGUAUGGGAGAAGUACCGCGCCAAGAAGGGCGUUAGCAUCGAUGCUGAGCUCGGUAGGCCAACGGAACCUAUCAAGAUGCCUGAGCCGGAUGCGCACGACGAGUUGUAGGACAUGAUUCGGAAGUGGAUGUCCUCAGUGUAUGCAUAGCGCAUAGAGCAUGCGUGGAAGAGGAUGCUGGGAUGAAGCGUUAUGUUCAGUGCUUGUAUGAAUUGAGCGUGGUAUACCCGGUGAUGAUGCGGAGUUGGGGAGUCGGUUAUGGCUUUGCUGCCGCGGUGCUUUGUCAUAUAGAGUUUUUUGUUAUAUACACAUACUAGAACAAUGGAUUCGUAUACUAUG